This is a messenger RNA of Agrilus planipennis (emerald ash borer), 2145 nucleotides long. RefSeq lists its product as uncharacterized. The transcript has 5 exons. The record is from RefSeq and is a predicted model, not a curated record. Gene Ontology annotation, molecular function: protein binding. Bases 137 to 1876 code for a protein of 579 amino acids. Lineage: Eukaryota; Metazoa; Arthropoda; Insecta; Coleoptera; Buprestidae.
UAACGCGUGUGUAAUCUUAUCUUCAAAAGCAUCAUAUUAAAUAUAAUAUGCAGUAAAGCGUUCAAGUUAUGGUACGAAAGGUGUGAAUUGUCUGCCUAAAUUUAUAAAAAGAGAAAAAAAGGACACGAAAAAAAAGAUGGAAAUUCACUUUGAGUUUGUGCUGAUUUUGGCAAUCGUUCUUUGCGGAGCCGCAGAAGAAAAACAAGAUAAUGCAGAUUACGAUACUACAAUUUUAAAUUUGAGCGGGCAGGGAUGGAAGAACCUUGACAGCAUUGCAUUUAGUUUGUAUCCAAAUGUCGAAGAAAUAGAUCUGUCCAAUAACAACCUUGAGAUCUUGAGGGAAGACGUGUUUCAAAAUAACAAGAAACUAAAAAAAUUGAAUUUGGCCAAUAAUAAAGACCUCUUUUUACCCGAGUACGCCACACUACUAAUAUCUGACAUUGAAGAAUUGAAUUUGACCCAAUGUAAUAUAUAUGAAUUGCCGUCAAACAUUUUCGACGGACUUCAAAACUUAAAAAUUAUAGAUUUACGAAAUAAUCCACUCAAGAUUGUGGAAUCCUUUACAUUUAACGCGCUUCAAAAUCCGCAAGUACUAUUUUUACCAUACUCUGCCGAAGAAACUAUACACGAAAUUUGCACAUCAGUUGAGCAACUAGAAAUUAUCGUUGAUUCUAAAGAAAAUCACACAUACAAAUGUUUAAACAACACAAUUUAUCAUAAAGAAUCGUCGUCAGGAAAAUUACAUCAAAUAACGCCCAUACAACAUGAGGAAACUGAAACAGGAGGUGACUUUAAAGAGACAGAUGAAAACGAUAAGAUCGACAUGGUAUCGGAAGAAGUUUACCCCUUCAUGGACCAAGAACAAAACGAUCAACCAGCGGCUUAUGGUUACGACGGUUCCGGGGACGAGUCCCCGUCUGAAUCUGAUAAAAUCGAAGACGUCAAAACGCUCGACACAACUAGUAACGUAACAGCCGAAGAAAGUAAAGCGCAAGAUGUACAAAAAGAAAAUACGGCCACCGAUUUACCACCAGUUCAAGUCAAAGGACCUCCAUCACCGGAAGAAAUAAAAACGAGUACCGAUGGGGCUACAGAACCAACUGUAGAAGAAACUGUUGGAAAAUCUAAUGAAUCAGCAACAAAUUUACUAGAAACAAAUGGCCAACAACCUUCCGAAACAGUGCAACAACAGCCGGAAACAACUUCAAACCAAUCAGAAUCAGUACCUCAACAAUCAGAAUCAAGUCCCCAGUCAUCAGAAACAAUUCCACAACAAUCAGAAACAAAUACCCAGCAAUCAGAAACAAAACCCCAACCAUCAGAGACAAGUCCCCGACAUCCACAAGUAAUGGUGGCCCUUCAAACAGACGUUAAAAAAGAAACUCAUUCGUCACAUAAAGAAACAGGCCCUGAUACAACAUCUCCAACAAAUUUAGACACCGAGAAAAACGUAUUUACGAGGAAAAAUCAAGCAGUCUUAAGCUCAGCAACGUUCACAAAUAGUGAUACACAUGCGGAGGAAAAACAUGAACAUUUAAAAACUGAAGAGGAGUCGAAUGGGGUCGAUCCGAGAGCAUCAGCAGGCAACAUUAGUAAAGGAGAAAUAAAAGCUGAAGGUUCAACAGAAAAGUCAACAUCGAACGCAAACAUUUUUAUAAUUCUGGGGGUCGCUGUAGUCUGUAUAGGGUUGGCGGCAUUUGGAUACCGAUGGUACAAAAACCGAACGUACAAGGCGGCAAAUACGGAAGAACCAGUCGAAAGGGAACUUAAAGAAAUAUCUGUGCAUCACAACAACGGAAUACCAAAACAAGAACAAGAACCUUUAAUGCAGAAUCCAUCAGGUGAAGACGAUAACAAACGCAAUGGCAGCAACUAGAAACUGAAUUAAUUAACCUUUUGAUUAAUAUUAUUUUAUAAAUAAACUGUAUAUUAUCGGUAUUUGUGGCGUCGUUUGAUUCACGGUUGAGUAAAAAGAAAAAAUUACCAGCAACAACGAUCGAAUUACUUAUGCACUUUAGACUUAAAAAUUAGCAAUCGACCACAAAGUGAACUAGUCCGUGUAAACAUUGAUAAAAACUUUAUUGUAAUACAAUAUGUACUAAGAUUAUUGGGUCGUUAUUAUUACAAUAAAGUUUCAAAUUAUAA